This is a messenger RNA of Diatraea saccharalis (sugarcane borer), 462 nucleotides long. NCBI's taxonomy places the organism in Eukaryota, Metazoa, Arthropoda, Insecta, Lepidoptera, Crambidae. The record is from the annotation of a GenBank genome assembly.
AUGGGUUAUUAUCAAAAGUUGGCAACACUAACGACGCGAAUAUGGAUAUAUGAGUUUGGUAUUUUAAUACGAACCUCCAGCAGUGUACCUACAUGGUGGGUGCCGUCACCCCUGCCCGCCGACCGUGAACCAACAGUUAAAAUAUGGUUCCAGAACCACCGCUACAAAUGCAAGAGACAAGCCAAGGAGAAGGCGAUGGCGGAACAGAAUCAACACAAUCAGUCAUCAUCAUCACCCCGGCGAGUGGCGGUGCCCGUGUUGGUAAAGGAUGGGAAGCCGUGCGGGUCUGGUGACGCAUCGUCGCCGGCCCACAGCCACUGCGCCACGCCCACGUCAGGGUACUCCGCCCAGCAGGGUUCCCAGGCCGCCUGCAGCAACCCCCUGGUCUCCUCUUACCGGCAACCGGCCGCGUACCAGCAACAGUGCUCCGGCUACCUACCGCUGCAAGGCAGGGCUUGGUAG